AUGGCUACCUCCACCCGGAAGCCCGUUGCCCUGGUAACGGGAGGCGGGAGCGGCAUCGGCCGUGCCACGGCGGUCAGGUUUGCUGAGCUCGGGUACAGCUGUGUGGUGGCUGACAUCGACGAGCAGAGCGCCAAGGAGACACUGGGCAUGCUCCAAACUCCGGGCAUCGCCGUGCAGAUGGACGUUACCAUGGCGACAAGCGUGGAAGCCAUGGUAACUGCGGCGGUUCAGCGCUUCGGGCGGAUCGACUGCGCCUUUAACGGCGCCGGGAUCUUGGGAGCUUCGGCACGGAUCGUGGAGUCUUCCGAGGACGCGUUCGACCGCGUCAUGGACGUGAACGUGAAGGGCGUGUGGCUGUGUCUGAAGUACGAGAUCGCCCAGAUGCUGCAGCAGGAGCCCGUGGUGAGCGAUCCGGCUAGAUGGGCCGACAAGCCGAACGUGUGCCGCUUGAGGGGUGCCUUACUGCUUGUCAGGCUACUGCACAACUUGCCACAAGCUCUCAUCGUCUACAGGCCUAGCCAAUAG
Molecule: messenger RNA, 525 nt
Organism: Branchiostoma floridae (Florida lancelet)
Lineage: Eukaryota; Metazoa; Chordata; Leptocardii; Amphioxiformes; Branchiostomatidae
Exons: 1
Coding region: 1-525 (174 amino acids)
Source: RefSeq, a predicted model, not a curated record